AUGGCAGUCUUCCCAAACUCCUGUCUCCCUGGGUGUCUGCUCGUCUUCAUUCUCCUCCAGGUGCCCGAGCUGGAUUCUGUCCUCAUCUCCCACCUCCACAUUCUGUCUGACCCUCCUGGUUUUUUGGCAGCUCCCUUUGACGUGAUUGGACCCCCGGGGCCCAUCCUGGCGGUGGUGGGUGAAGAUGCCGAGUUGCCCUGUCACCUCUCCCCCAACGUGAGCGCCGAGCGCAUGGAGUUGCGGUGGUUCCGAGAGAAGAUCUCUCCCGCGGUGUUCGUGCGCCGGGAAGGGCGAGAGCAGCCCGGAGAGCAGAUGGCCGAGUACCGGGGGAGAGUGACGCUGGUGGAGGACCGCAUCGCGGAGGGGCGCGUCGCUGUGAGGAUACAGGACGUCAAGGCCUCCGAUGAUGGGGAGUACCGAUGCUUUUUCAGGCAGGACGAAAACUACGAAGAGGCCACCGUGCCUCUGAAGGUGGCUGCUCUGGGCUCUGAUCCUCACAUCCACAUGGAAGUUCAAGAGAGUGGAGAGAUCUGGCUGGAGUGUACCUCAGUGGGAUGGUACCCAGAGCCCCGGGUACAGUGGCGAACUCCCAAGGGAGAGGAGUUUCCAUCCGUGUCAGAGUCCAGGAACCCUGAUGAAGAAGGUCUGUUCACCGUGGCAGCUUCAGUGAUCAUCAGGGACACCUCCAUGAAGAAUGUGUCCUGCUGUAUCCGGAACCUCCUUCUCGGCCAAGAGAAGGAAGUAGAGAUUUCUAUACCAGCUCCCUUCUUCCCAAGGCUGACUCCCUGGAUGGUGGCUGUGGCUGUGGUCUUGAUGGUCCUAGGAUUUCUCACAAUUGGGUCCAUAUUUUUCACUUGGAGACUAUACAAGGAAAGAUCCAGACAGAAGAGGCAUGAAUUCAGCUCUAAAGAGAAACUCCUGGAAGAGCUCAAAUGGAAAAAGGCUACAUUGCAUGCAGUUGAUGUGACUCUGGAUCCAGAUACCGCCCACCCCCACCUCUUUCUGUAUGAGGAUUCAAAAUCUGUCCGACUGGAAGAUUCACGUCAGAAACUGCCUGAGAAACCAGAGAGAUUUGACUCCUGGCCUUGUGUGUUGGGUCGUGAGGCCUUCACCUCGGGGAGACAUUACUGGGAGGUGGAGGUGGGAGACAGGACUGACUGGGCAAUCGGGGUGUGUAGGGAGAACGUGAUGAAGAAAGGAUAUGACCCCAUGACUCCCGAGAAUGGGUUCUGGGCUGUGGAGUUGUAUGGAAACGGGUACUGGGCUCUCACCCCCCUGCGGACCCCUCUCCCAUUGGCGGGACCCCCCCGCCGAGUUGGGAUCUUCCUGGACUGUGAGUCAGGAGACAUCUGCUUCUACAACAUGACUGAUGGAUCCCAUAUCUAUACUUUCUCUAAUGCCUCUUUCUCAGGCCCCCUCCGGCCCUUCUUCUGCCUGUGGUCCUGUGGUAAAAAGCCCCUGACCAUCUGCCCAAUCACUAAUGGGCUUGAGGAAGUCACAGUAGUUGCUGAUCCCAAGGACCUUUCUAAGGACAUCCCACUCUCGCCCACAGGGCAGGACUCUGCCUCUGGGGAUACAGACACCCUCCAUUCUAAACUGAUCCCUCCUCAGCCCAGCCAACGGGUACCUUAAGGAAUACCCCAGCUCAACCGCUUCCCUUCGCUCUUACCCCCUUCUCUAUCACCCCCUGGGGCUUCAUCAGCCAGCUGUACCCAGCCCCUGUUUCUUCCUGUUGGGUAGGGAUUAAUUAAUCUUGAGAAGGUUGUGUUGCUGCUGAUAGAGUGUGGGGUGUAGGACCUUCCUAAUCUGUUUCCGUUUCUGUUUCAAUAUUCAGGGGGCGGAGAGGGGACUCCAACCGCUUCUCGCGUUCUCCUGGCCCUUGAGGCCAAAGCCUAUAGGAAGGCACUUGAAGCUCAGGGAUCAAGAUGGGCUUAGGCUGGCCGAGGGUUGUGACAGAAACAUCUUGGUGUCCAGAAUAGGAAUAUGUACAGGAACAGGUUUUAGGCAAGCAGAAAACCCAAAGGAUCCUGGGAAGGGAAGAUCCGAGGCCGAAAUCCCAUAAAGGAACUUGCGGGGGAAGUCAUGAUAGAAGAAAGUGAGGUGAACCCAGGCCAUUGAUGGACAUCUGGCCUGCCCCUAGAGUUUUAGGGCCUAUAUGUCAAAUUUUUUAAGUCAUAUCCCCUGGGGUGGAUCUGAGCAAUUGGCAAGGAGAGUAAAGAAGAGAUGAAAUGAGCAGGGCUAAGGGAUCAGACAGAACGUUUGAUAGAGGGGAGAAUUUUAGAUAAAAUUCAAAGGUUGUGUUCACAGCCAUGCCUCGGCCCUGUUCCCCUCUCUGCACCCGUGUUUCUCCCUUGCCUGGGGCUCAUCUCAACCUCACUUUGUUGACUCCACAAGUCUCAGGUUCUCUUCUUCUUUUUGAUCUAGAAUCUCUCCAUUUCAGAGGCAUUUCCAGGCAUCAUCGUUCAGUAAGAUCACCACUUUAUCAGCCAUUGUCUCAGCCUCAACCCAACAUUUGGUUUAGACCCUCCACCAUACCUUUAAUUAGCUUUGACCACCACCCACUUCCACACUGCACCACCAAUCGCUGUCUCCCCACCCAGCUUUCCUACACGCUGCUUCUCCUCAGGGUUCCCUGAAGGCUGCACCAUUGUGUCAGCACAGCUGGAUUGAUCGCAGUUGUCUGUAUUUGCAUUUCCCUAUAUAAGUGUGUCUUGUCUUCCCAAUAGACUGCAUAU
Molecule: messenger RNA, 2735 nt
Organism: Globicephala melas (long-finned pilot whale)
Lineage: Eukaryota; Metazoa; Chordata; Mammalia; Artiodactyla; Delphinidae
Gene: BTN1A1
Product: butyrophilin subfamily 1 member A1
Biological process (GO): T cell receptor signaling pathway; regulation of cytokine production
Cellular component (GO): external side of plasma membrane
Molecular function (GO): signaling receptor binding
Source: RefSeq, a predicted model, not a curated record